AUGGAAAAGACCAAGCCUUGUAAAGAGGCCGAGAAGGCCUGCCCGGCCUCGCUGUCGACCAGCAGCACUAGCAGGAACGAGAUCGUGUUACCCCUGACAGAUAUUGACCAACAUCAGCCGUCCACCGCCGCACCGGAUGAAGCUCUAACCAUAGUCUCCUUUGAACCCAACGACCCAGCCAACCCUCACAACUGUACGACCUUCUUCUCGACUCUCCCCUCCAACUUCUCCCCGCCACUUCCGGUUUCCUUCCACGUCCCGGACCCAACAGGCCCGCAGCGCGUCCUGCCCGCUUCCUUGUUCCUCGCCGGUUUUGUAUUUGGACCGCUGCUAUGGGCACCUCUAAGCGAAUCCCCCCUCGUAGGACGUUGGCGCGUCCUGGCCACGGGUGCUGCGCUGUUUGUGCUGUUCUCGGUGGGCCAGGCGGUCGUGCAGGACUGGGCCGCGUUUCUGGCGCUGCGGUUCCUGGCCGGAAUGGCUGGGAGCCCGCCCAUCAGUGUGUUUGGCGGGGUCAUCGCGGACUUGUAUGAUGGAGAGGUGGGGAGGGGGCGGGUUAUUAUGAUCUGGUCGGCCAUGUGCUUCAUUGGCCCCUUGGGCGCCCCUAUCAUGUCAGGUUUUCUCAGCCCCAAGCUGGGCUGGCGGGCUGUUUUCUGGCGACUGUUGCUGACCUUUCCUCCCUCAAGGAUUGCGCUAUCUCUACCCGUGACCUCGCUUCUUGGUGUGUUGUUAAUGCCCGAGACGCUGGCCUCGGCGAUUCUGAGGAGAAAAGCAGUCAAGUUGAAUAAGGGGAACCUGGACAUUGGCAAGCGGUUCGUGGCUGAGACCGAGCUGAAGCAGGAGAGCGCUUGGGACGCCUACAAAACCACCCUGUCGAGGCCGUGGCGCCUGCUUCUUGGGGAGAUGGUCGUGUCUCUGUCCUGCGCAUAUAUGGGCUUUGUCUACGCCGUAUUUUACAUGCUAAUCCAGAUCUUCCCACGUGUCUUUCAAGGUGUGUACGGGUUUAGCCCAGGAAUGUCCGGUAUACUUUUCACCAUCACGGGACUUGGCACCCUCAUCGGUUGUUUCAUUUUCUUCUGGUACGAUGGCUUCGCCCCGCGCCUCAGCGUAAAACAUCCCACGAAACGCGAAGAAUACCUCCGCCUUCCCCUGGUCUGCACAGGCGGACCACUCUUCGUCGUCUCCAUGCUGUGGCUGGGUUGGUCGGCGCGGCCGGACAUACACUGGCUCGUGCCCCUGUCAUCAACCAUUUCCUACGGACUGGCAUCCCACCUGAUCUACGUGGGCAUCAUCAACUACGUCACAGACGCAUACGGCGUCUACUCAGCCUCGGCGCUCGCCGCCAUGAGCAUGACUCGGAGCGCGGCGGGCGCCGUGCUGCCGCUGGCCAUCGAGGACAUGGUGGACGCGUUGGGCAUCGCAUGGUCCUGCACCGUGCUGGCAGGCGUCAGUGCCGGCUUGGCGCUGGUCCCGUUUGGGUUCAUUGCCUACGGCGAGCGGAUCCGUGCCGCGAGCCGGUUCAGCGCGGCACUGAAGCCUGGGACAAGAGUAGAGAACAUGAACCACAGAAAGUAA
This is a messenger RNA of Parathielavia appendiculata, 1572 nucleotides long. Its product is annotated as MFS general substrate transporter. The transcript is spliced from 10 exons. The record is from RefSeq and is a predicted model, not a curated record. Gene Ontology annotation, molecular function: transmembrane transporter activity. Bases 1 to 1572 code for a protein of 523 amino acids. Gene Ontology annotation, biological process: transmembrane transport. Gene Ontology annotation, cellular component: plasma membrane. Lineage: Eukaryota; Fungi; Ascomycota; Sordariomycetes; Sordariales; Chaetomiaceae.